Monascus purpureus is the source of this 2170-nucleotide messenger RNA. The record is from the annotation of a GenBank genome assembly. NCBI's taxonomy places the organism in Eukaryota, Fungi, Ascomycota, Eurotiomycetes, Eurotiales, Aspergillaceae.
GCCAAAGCAGUACCAUCACAAAUAUCCGCAUCUAAGAACAUGGCGAGUAGAAGACACGCUGGAAACAGUAUCGGGGGCCCUGCACUGCCAUCAGCUCGAGAAUGCUCUUCCGCGUCUUGAAGACUCCUUUCGCUGAGAUCUGUUCCUACAGUCGAACAACAUCUCCGCAGCCCAAAUCCGCCAAGACUACCAGAUGCGAUUACAACGCGCUACCCAUCAAGACGAGCCCACAGAGACGCAAAACGAAAUUGAGAACAGCAACGAUGACGACGAUAAUGAUGAUGAUUCAGUUGAAGUACAAGAGCAAGGAAGAAAGCGAAAGAGAAGGCGUGCUGCUGCUCUUUCUAAGAUUAAGCAGAACAAGGAAGCCGCUCGCCGUAAGUCUCGUUGUAUCGGAGGAAACGAUGAAGAUAACGACACCAUUGUAAAGCAAAUGAACAAUGAAUUACAGAGAAUACCCGACCAUAUAGAGAAUUGUGAGAUUUGUGGCAAGCGUUUUACAGUCACUGCAUAUAGCAGGACUGGUCCAAAUGGUGGCCUGCUGUGCCCUAAGUGCUCCAAAGAUAUGGCAAACAAGGAAAAGAAACCAACUGCAAAAAGGCGUGGCCCCAAAAGUGGGCGUCGCCAGAAUCAAAGCAACCUGCUCGAUGGCGUCGCUCUGCAGGGUGCCUCUAGUUUGGUUGAAAUGUGUACAAAGAAAGUUGCAGAUAAUAUUCAAAAUAUCGAAGAGUUCGGCGAUCUGCCAAGACAACUGCUUCAUCGUCUCAGUCAGAUAUUAUCCAAGCGGCGUAUUAUUACCCCGAGAACGUUGAACUUGUUUCUACGGCCCGACUUAGAUUCCAUUGAUAUCUAUGACUGUGCUAAACUCGAAACAGAUGACUUUCAGAAGAUAUUUAUGCUCAUGCCUUUGCUGACCAAUGUCAAUCUACGCUUUGCCGGACAGAUGAAAGAUGACUCGCUUAAGUGUAUGAUUAGUCACAACAUUCAGAUUAAGAAUCUGUGCUUGGAUGCCGUUAACCUAGUCUCCGACCCAUGCUGGCGACUUCUCUUCCAGAAGGUCGGAUCGAGGCUGGAGAGCCUGAAGUUGUCCAACCUUGAUUCUUCUCUGGAUGACGAGACCGUUGAUGAGAUGUGUAGGUGUUGCACAGCUCUUCGGCGACUCAAGUUGAAAGAAUGUUGGCGGACUGGUGAUGCCUCUCUUCGGGCAAUUUCUACUUUGACAGCUUUGGAGCACUUGUCCCUGGGUUUCGUCCAAGAAACCAAUGCUGAUGCCCUUCUCGGAGUCGUCUCGAGGCUUGGUCCGAAUUUGCGAACGCUGUCUUUAGAGGGGUUCCCCGAUGCGGAUGAUCGUCUUCUUAGUACGAUUCACGACCAAUGCCGCCUACUGUGUAAACUUCGCCUCUCUGACAAUACUGUAUUUACUGACAAGGGUUUCGUCAGUCUCUUCAAGGAUUGGCACAAUCUGCCAUUAAGAUCUGUGGAUCUUUCGUCUACGCGAGACGUGGAUUACUCGAAUCCAGAUGGUCCAAGUGACCCGACGGGUCUCGCAUCAGAAGGGUUCAUCGCUUUGAUGAAACAUUCGGGUUCUACGAUCCAGUCUCUGAAUAUUGCUUCCUGUCGCCAUAUAUCACGCGCUGCGUUCGAAGCAGUGUUCUCAGAAGAUAGAACAUAUCCGAACCUCAAAGAGCUUGAUGUUUCAUUCAAUACGGUCAUGGAUGACUAUCUUGCCAAUCGUAUCUUCCGGUGCUGUCCUUCGCUGAAAAAGCUAAUCACGUUUGCAUGCUUCAAUGUGCGGGACGUCCGUGUCCCAAGGGGGCUUGCCUUGAUCGGUGGUUUGAAAGCUCAAGAUUCUAUCAUUGUCGAAGGCGACUCCUAGAAGGAUAUAGUCAUAUGGUCUUUUGGACGUCAAUUGCUCUGGAAUCGACGGUCAGCUCGUUAAUUUUCGAGUACGAAGAUUGACCUUGGUCUCAGUAGUAAUAACUGAUGUGAAGCUUAUAAUUCUCUACUUCAAAGGCAGCUGGAUUUCUAGCUAAAUAUCAACAGAUGAGAAACGUACCCUGAAAGUGGACAAGAAUGAGAUUUUGGCUCCUGUGCGAUAUCUCUUCCAUCAUGUCCUUUAUUUUUCCUGUCUGUUGUUAACUUUUGUUGAAAUGAAAUGGCUUUGCUUCCU